Molecule: messenger RNA, 831 nt
Organism: Oldenlandia corymbosa var. corymbosa
Lineage: Eukaryota; Viridiplantae; Streptophyta; Magnoliopsida; Gentianales; Rubiaceae
Source: the annotation of a GenBank genome assembly
AUGAUAUAUUGGUCUUUACAUGGAAGUAGACGGAGACCUGAAACCCUACUCUCCGGGCAAAGCCAUAAAUUGCCGGCGGCUCCGGUGGUCAAUUCCGACCUCUCCUUCGCUUACGAACUCCAAUUGCAAGAAGCUAUGGCUGCCUCCCUCGCCGAAAAUGGAGGCGGUCCGAGUUCCUCAAACCCUUUCGAGGAAGAUUAUGAUCGACUCAUUGCUAAUGAAAUCUCGUCCUACGAACAGCAACUCCAAGAUCAGUUGGUUGCUGAGGCGGAAAUGAAGAAAAUCCGUGAAGAUCUCAAUCGGAGCAUCCACGAUCACGCGCCUUUGCCCGGGAGAUACUUAAUAUGCCGGAAAAUGGUUCAUGUGAAGGGUUCGAUGGGGAAUAUGAAUGGGAAUGGAAAGCACGAUGCUUAUGUUGGAGGGAUCGGAGUGGCGGUUUGUGAUAUGAAUGAUUUGUUGAUCUUUGAGGUGAGGAAGAGAGUUGUUGGUGGUGAAAUGAGCAUUGAAGUAGUUAAAGUGAAGGCCCUGAUUGAAGGGCUUCAUGUUGCAACAAUGUUGGGUUUGAAAAGGAUUCUCAUCAUUUGUGACAGUCAAUUGAUACACCAAUGCUUCACAGGCAAAUGGCAUCCAAGAGAAGGUAAUCUUGGAAGACUAUUUAGUCAACUUACUAUCCUUCUGAGGAAUUUGCCUCGUUGUAAAUUGUGUCUUGUGGCUACAAAACGUCUCAAGUUUGCAGCCAAACUAGCUCAAGAUGCAAUUGUUUCCCAACCUGGAAAGCAUGUUGGUGGAAAAAAGCCUAUUGAGACGUGCUAUUUGUUUGGAAGACAUUGA